UUCCUCUUGGUGUGUAGAUUCCCUGGCGCGUCGCUCCUCAGUCUCACUCCCCGACAAGCGCACGCGCUCCACUCCCCGACCAACCAAAGCCAAGCCGCACACGGCCACGGCCAUGGACGCGAGCGCGCUGCCGCUCCUCCUGGCCGCCGCCGUCGUGCUCGCCGCGGCGCUGAGAUGGCUCCACGCCGGCCGGCUGAAGCAGGGGUCGGCGCGGCUGCCGCCGGGCAGCACGGGUCUGCCGCUGAUCGGGGAGACGCUGCGGCUCGUCUCCGCGUACAAGACGCCCAACCCGGAGCCCUUCAUCGACGAGCGCGUCUCCCGCCACGGCGGCGUCUUCACCACCCACGUCUUCGGCGAGCGCACCGUCUUCUCCGCCGACCCGGCCUUCAACCGCCGCCUCCUCGCCGCCGAGGGCCGCGACGUCGACUGCAGCUACCCGUCCUCCAUCGCCACGCUGCUGGGCCCGCACUCCCUGCUCCUCACCCGGGGCCCCGCGCACAAGCGCCUCCACUCCCUCACCCUCAACCGCCUCGGCCGCCCCGCCUCGCCGCCGCUCCUCGCGCACAUCGACCGCCUCGUCCUCGCCACCAUGCGCCGGUGGGAGCCUGCCGCCACUGUCCUCCUCCUGGAUGAGGCCAAGAGGAUCACCUUCGACCUCACCGUCAAGCAGCUCGUCAGCAUCGAGCCCGGGUCCUGGUCCGAGAGCCUCCGCCGCGAGUACGUCAAGCUCAUCGGCGGAUUCUUCUCCAUCCCCUUCCCCUUCGCUUACCUCCUUCCUUUCACCACCUACGGCCAGGCCCUCAAGGCGAGGAAGAAAGUGGCCGGGGCGCUGCGGGAGGUGAUAAGGAAGAAGAUGGACGAGAAGGUGGAAAAUGGUGGUGCGAAUGGAGAGGAUGAGGAGAAGAGGGAGAAGAAAGACAUGGUGGAGGAGCUUCUUGAAGCAGAGGGUGGGAGCUUCUCCGUGGAGGAAAUGGUGGACUUCUGCCUGUCUCUGCUGGUGGCUGGGUACGAGACGACGUCAGUGCUCAUGACGCUUGCUGUGAAGUUCCUCACUGAGACACCCACUGCGCUGGCGCAGCUCAAGGAAGAGCAUGACAAAAUCAGAGACAUAAAAGGCAAAAACCAACCACUGGAAUGGAGCGAUUACAAGUCAAUGCCAUUUACGCAGUGUGUGAUAAAUGAGACACUACGUAUGGCUAACUUAAUUAGUGGGGUAUUCAGGCGAGCAAACACGGAUAUUCAUUUUAAAGACUACAUUAUUCCAAAGGGCUGCAAAAUAUUUGCUUCAUUCCGAGCUGUGCACCUUAACAAUGAACACUAUGAGAACGCUCGAACCUUUGACCCUUGGAGAUGGCAGAGCAAGAAUAAACUUCAGAACACGGUUGGUGCCAAUUUGUUUACUCCCUUUGGUGGUGGACCUCGGCUGUGCCCAGGCUAUGAGCUUGCUCGGGUUGUUGUUUCUAUUUUCCUCCACCAUCUUGUAACGCGCUUUAGCUGGGAAGAAGCUGAGGAAGAUAGGCUUGUCUUCUUUCCUACCACUCGAACUCUCAAAGGAUACCCCAUCAAUCUCUGGCGGCGACCAGAGUCUAGUGGCUGACCUCAUAUCAGUUUCCAGCUACUCUUAUCUUCAAAGCAAGAUUAAGCAUAGGUAAAGGAAGAGAAAAGCAUGUCGCCCGUAGUUAGUAUUUUUUUUCUCCGUCUUCGUCUAUUUCCUUUAUCUGUAACUCGGUACGCUGCAGCAGUCAGCAAUCUCGUGUGUUGCUUGUAAAAUGUUCCAAACUGCUAUGCCCACUGGUUACAGAAAACAUUUUGUCGUGUUUCUGGCUAUCCUAAGAUUUAGCAGUUUA
Molecule: messenger RNA, 1847 nt
Organism: Phragmites australis (common reed)
Lineage: Eukaryota; Viridiplantae; Streptophyta; Magnoliopsida; Poales; Poaceae
Product: cytochrome P450 90A4-like
Exons: 7
Coding region: 113-1597 (494 amino acids)
Biological process (GO): brassinosteroid homeostasis; brassinosteroid biosynthetic process; multicellular organism development
Molecular function (GO): heme binding; iron ion binding; oxidoreductase activity, acting on paired donors, with incorporation or reduction of molecular oxygen
Source: RefSeq, a predicted model, not a curated record